AUGCCAAAGAAACGCGAUUACUGGGACACACCGAAUCCGCGAGAUCUCCCAGCUCCACCGGCUGGUUCAGAGAAGCAGCGAUACUACAAUGAGGGUGAUCUUGUCUGGUAUUGUCGUGUGGGACCAAACCCUGGUGUGAUGUCUAAUUUAGAGAAGGUCAGAGACGACGAAACCAGUGAGGUUCACGAGGUCCCCGUCGAGCGAAUUCGCCUUCGCCUCCCAUACUGA
Molecule: messenger RNA, 228 nt
Organism: Penicillium cosmopolitanum
Lineage: Eukaryota; Fungi; Ascomycota; Eurotiomycetes; Eurotiales; Aspergillaceae
Exons: 2
Coding region: 1-228 (75 amino acids)
Source: RefSeq, a predicted model, not a curated record